AUGGCCAUAGGGGUCUGGCAGCUCCUACUGGACAUGGGAAUUCUGUCAUCAGUGGACCAGCAUUUAUACUUUCAGGACACGUAUGUUUUCUACCAGAUUUCAUCUGAUGAGUGUAACUACUUGUACUGGGAGUUUGAGGGAGAAGAGGCAUGGCAGAAUGGUGUCAGACUCUUGCUGCAGCUUGUGCCUCUCAUUCCCAGUCGAGCUGGCAUCUGUGAACUAUCUCAUCAGAAAAUUGAAGACUCAGAAGAGAGCAGUGAUGAAAUUCUUGCUUGUCUAAUUUCUGCAAUAAGGUCAUGCGAUUUCCCUGCCCAGGAGUGCAGAAAUACUGAGGGGUCUUGGAAAGGAGGUUUCUCCAAGAAUGGAUUCAGGCCAUCUCUUGAGAUCAGGUCAAGACCAUUCUUCUUCUCGAGAGCCUCACCCCAAGCUCAGAAAAAGAAGACUCUGGGCCCUAGGAUGAUCCUCCAUUCCAGACCCAAAACCAUCACCCCUAUCCAGAAAGAAGUAGCCAGAGAGAUACAGUGCUCUUUUCCCCAUUCUUUAAUGAUUUCAGGGUCUGGAAUGAAGGAGUCUUUGGGCCUAGAAAAGAAAGCAACAGUCUCAAAGGUCCUUGCUGAAUCAUCUAACUUCAGAGAAAACAAAACUGAACUUUAG
Rangifer tarandus platyrhynchus (Svalbard reindeer) is the source of this 654-nucleotide messenger RNA. The record is from the annotation of a GenBank genome assembly. NCBI's taxonomy places the organism in Eukaryota, Metazoa, Chordata, Mammalia, Artiodactyla, Cervidae.